This is a messenger RNA of Mercurialis annua (annual mercury), 836 nucleotides long. RefSeq lists its product as uncharacterized. The transcript is spliced from 2 exons. The record is from RefSeq and is a predicted model, not a curated record. Bases 332 to 796 code for a protein of 154 amino acids. Gene Ontology annotation, molecular function: zinc ion binding. NCBI's taxonomy places the organism in Eukaryota, Viridiplantae, Streptophyta, Magnoliopsida, Malpighiales, Euphorbiaceae.
UUAUAAAGGGAAAAGGGUCAGAUACACCCCUAACGUUUGCCCUAUGGGUCAAGUAGGCCCUCAACGUUUGGAAAGGUGCAAGUAGGCCCCUGACGUUUUGAAAACGUAUCACUUUUCCCCUUCACGCUAACUCCGUUUCGUUAACCGUCUCUUUUUGCCAGCGUGUUAACCUCGCUGCUGACAUGGACUAACCCCUCUGGCCAAACGUCUGCUGACGUGGAUCGAACCCCUUAAAUCAUCCCCAAAAUAAAUCACUUAACUUCUUCUUCUUCAUUUUCCCCCAAAUCUAAACCUAAAUUCAGUUUUUCUUCUUAUUUCACAAACAGAAAAAAUGGUUUACUCAACUUCAUCAUCGUCCAUCAGGAAUCGGCAAAGAACUGACGAAGAGGUGUACGAAUACGAUGGUGGUGACCGGUACUGUAGAUGCUAUUCAAACCCAAUUGCUCGAGUUUAUACUUCAUGGACUGAAAAAAAUCCUGGGCGAAGGUUCUAUGGAUGUCGAAGUUAUAAGAGAGGUGGUGGCUGUGAUUUUUUCGAGUGGUUUGAGGAGCCUAUGAGUGAUAGAGCCAAAACUGUAAUCAACGGUCUCAUUCCCCGAAGGUCUGAAGAAGCUAUCAUGAAUAAUAAUUUUUAUACUUGGAGUGAUGAAGUUGACUCACUGGCGAAUGAAAUCAGGAGUUUGAAGAUUGCAGAGGAAAGAAGAAAUGUUGAGGUGAUUUCUGCAAGGAAGAAAAUGAAGAUUGCAUACACUAUUGCUGCUAUCUCAUGGUUGGUUGUUGUAUGUAUGGUUAUGUAAUGAUGGCUAUAUAACAGAUUUCUCUAAGUUUAGGAUUAGU